AUUAUUGUGUGUGCGCUAAUCGCCACUAUUUUUUAUUAUUAUUGUAUUUUAAAGUAUAGUUUUUAGGUAGUUGCAGCUGGCCAGUCUGCGUUCCACAAACUGAACUCCGGGGACAUUGAGAAAAAACUGUGGAGAGUUAAUAAUUUUAGAUUAUCAUUAGUAAAUUAAAGUAGAUAUCUUUGAAGAUAGGUUUGAUAAUUAUUCUAAAGCGACGCUAUGAGUAAAGAUUAAAGAAUACAAUUAGAUCUGAAUUUUCAUACUCAUAUAUGAAAACCCUAAACAUAAUAAUAACGGGUUAUGAUUGAUUGGAUUUAUGCCUGUUACGAGUACAAGAAGAUACUUAGCCACGGGCAUACAAUUCCGGCAACUCGCUUUCUCUUUCAGAAUUUCAAAAUCGGCGAUAGCCACAAUCGUUUCAGAAGUAUGUAAAGCUAUAUGGACAACAUUACUAUCGAAACACAUGCCUGAACCAACAGAAGAUAAUUUUAAAAAAAUAGCGCAAGGUUUCUGGGACAGGCGACAAUUCCCCAACUGUUUAGGAAGUAUUGACGGAAAACACAUACGUAUAAAAAAACCAAGCAACUCCAGUUCCAUGUAUUAUUGAUAUAAAUCUUUCUUUUCAAUCGGGU
Molecule: messenger RNA, 629 nt
Organism: Sipha flava (yellow sugarcane aphid)
Lineage: Eukaryota; Metazoa; Arthropoda; Insecta; Hemiptera; Aphididae
Exons: 3
Coding region: 314-604 (96 amino acids)
Source: RefSeq, a predicted model, not a curated record